CGUCAAUCAGCUGAUUAUGAAUUCUUUUAGGAAAUAAUCAGCUGAUCGGCGAGAUGGUUCCCCGGGGAGACGCCUUAUCUGCAGCAAGUUGAAUCUGAGACCUUGUGAUAAGCUGUAAUUGAUUAAUAAGAUUUGUGUCAUCCUAAUUGGUUGUAUCAACAAUGCCGCUACAAAGCUUUGUGAAGGUGCUGGAAAGUUAUCGGGGCAGAGAGAAGACCAUGCGGACUCUCCAGUAUGGCCUUCUGCUUAUCAGUCCUCUUGCAUCAGAAAGGGUUGGGGAAUCAUUCAAGAUCCUCAGUUCUCAGCUGGGAAUGACAAGAGUAGUGCUAAGACUCUUUGAUGAUCUCCCAAUGCUGCAGUAUAGUUUAUCAACAGGCACUGGUCAUAAGGAUGAAGAUGUAAUAGUAAGGACUUUAAGGGUCUUGAACAAUGUUGUUGACCAAAUUUACUACCCGGUGGAGCAUUUUGCCUGGGCGAGAGACAUGAAAAUGGUUAGAGGAAACUCAGCAGCUCUUUGGAAUGCAUCUUUAGUUUUAUGGGGACUUUCACUUUUACUAACAAUAAUAAGGUCUCUCAGACAAGUAUCUCUUAUAAGACAGCAGAGAAAAGGAGCUAACAGGGACAGGAUAGAAAAAUUGAAUGUGCAGCAUGAUGAGGAGCUGCUAACGGUAAUCAUGCAGGCCUCUGACCUUUUGAAUGCCCUCAAUUGGAUGCCCAAACGACCUUGGGCUAAUCCUUUCCCAGCGUGGCAGGUAAGGACACACAACUGGAGGCCUUGGUACUUGCCUUUCCCACAGUGGCAGGUUGGCUUGCUUGGUCUGAUAUCAUCCCUUAUUGGGUUCAGGAAAAUGAUGUCAUCUCAGUGAGUUUUUAGAAUAAGAAGAUAUUGGUAUCAUCAGUGUCAUACAUCCCUUUUUCAAGUUUUAUGUAUCUUGUUCAAUACAACAUCUUAUUUUU
This is a messenger RNA of Penaeus indicus, 957 nucleotides long. RefSeq names its product peroxisomal membrane protein 11C-like. Lineage: Eukaryota; Metazoa; Arthropoda; Malacostraca; Decapoda; Penaeidae. Gene Ontology annotation, biological process: peroxisome fission. The transcript has 7 exons. Gene Ontology annotation, cellular component: peroxisomal membrane. The coding region runs from base 162 to 866 and encodes 234 amino acids. The record is from RefSeq and is a predicted model, not a curated record.